AUGGGUAAUUGCCUUGAGAAAUUUUCGGAUUGCCUUCCUAAGAAAAGAGAUAAGGGCUAUAAGCUUGGUUCUGACGAAGAUGAAAAAGGUCACAAACUUGGUUCUGAUGACGAAGAUUCCUCAGGUACUCGACAACAAGCUGUUUCAACUUCUGCCGCGGCAGAGGCUGCAGAACGACGAGCACAACAAGCGCAAAAUCGUGGGGUACAAAAAGGCGGCGGAAAGCUGAGUAAGAAAUUGGAAGAACAAAAAACGAGCUCCGAUCAACCUGAUUUGCAGCCUUCAGAUUCGAACCUUGAGGCAACACCCUGA
Acaulospora morrowiae is the source of this 312-nucleotide messenger RNA. NCBI's taxonomy places the organism in Eukaryota, Fungi, Glomeromycota, Glomeromycetes, Diversisporales, Acaulosporaceae. The record is from the annotation of a GenBank genome assembly.